AUGAACUGUCUUCUGAUUUUGACUUUGAUGAAUUCAAAAUUGGUAAGAUUACUUGAAAUUUCCGAAUAGAAAAACCUUUUUUCAGGUUUUUACAUGUCAUGCUCCAGUCGAUUUAUUUUCAUUUUUCAAAAAUGGUAUCAAUGAAUUAUUUCACCCUGCAGGUCCUCCAGUGGUCAGAAACAAUAUGUAGGUUCUUUUUUCUGAAGAAUCGUACAUUGUGAAAUUUCAUUAAAAAAUUUAAAAAUUUACAGUAUUCGCAAUGGAACUUGUGCUGGUGGUGAAAUCGAAAUUUUCACAACAUGGAACUAUGCAAACAUCCCCGAAAAUCUAUCAAAAAUGGACCACAAUAUUCAAAAACUCGAGAAAUAUUCGGGAAUUCAUACAAGCGAAUUUUCUCCCAAAAUUUCCAAAGAGCCAAUGAAUUUUGAUGGAAAAUUUGGAGUCAAAUACAGUAUCAAAUAUCUAACAUCAUCUUGCGAUCGAGUCAGACUUUUUGUAAGAAAAGCCGUUUCUUGGGGAACUGAUGUAUGUCUAAUUUUUAAAAGUUUCAAUCAUGAUAACCAAGUCCCUCGAAACAUAGGUCAACUAACUAUUUAUCUUAUCUUUUUUUCGCAAUUUCAACAGUUGUUCUGCAACGAAUAAAAAUGAAAAAAAAAGAAAAAGGUCACAAAUUCUGAACCCUUGUCCACUCCACUCUUCUUUUCUUUUAUAUACUACUCACUUCAUCUUUGAAAAUCCAAUUAACCCAUCUUUUUAGAUUUCUCGCGCUCGAGUUCGUUGCGAAUGCGAACCAAUUAUUGUGCUCACAAAGUCCUAA
This is a messenger RNA of Caenorhabditis angaria, 817 nucleotides long. The record is from the annotation of a GenBank genome assembly. Lineage: Eukaryota; Metazoa; Nematoda; Chromadorea; Rhabditida; Rhabditidae.